Molecule: messenger RNA, 3571 nt
Organism: Eriocheir sinensis (Chinese mitten crab)
Lineage: Eukaryota; Metazoa; Arthropoda; Malacostraca; Decapoda; Varunidae
Product: serine/threonine-protein phosphatase 2A activator-like
Exons: 7
Coding region: 214-1524 (436 amino acids)
Biological process (GO): mitotic spindle organization
Cellular component (GO): nucleus; cytoplasm; protein phosphatase type 2A complex
Molecular function (GO): protein tyrosine phosphatase activator activity; peptidyl-prolyl cis-trans isomerase activity
Source: RefSeq, a predicted model, not a curated record
GCAGAAAUUCCAGCCUUCCAGGUCACUUGUGAAGUUGUGACAUUAAGAUCAAGAUCAAGAUCAAGCUGAGUAAACAAACCCGUGUCGGUGUGUCACCCUGAAGAAGAAAACCUAACGAGUAAACGUGACAUGCGCUCUGAAUGAUUCCCGUGCAGCCCAGUGGUCCAGCAGUGUAGUAGUUUCACGUCUUCUGGUGUCUUGACGAACGGCACAAUGGUUAUUGAUUGUGAGCAACAUACAUUUGAGGAGCCCAAGCGUGCUGUCCUCAAUCCAACUGACAUCAAGAAAUGGGAGCAAUCUUGUGCCUAUCAGGAUAUUUUGGGUUUCAUAACAUCUAUGAACAUAGCUGUCAAGGGCAAGAAAAACAGCUCUGCAUGUGGCACCAACGGAGUAAUCUCAGGGCUUCUCAAUACACUGGACACCAUCAGCCAGUGGGUUGACGACAUUCCCCCAAUUGACCAGCCACAACGUUACGGGAAUAAAGCCUUUCGAGACCUAUACGCAAGACUUAAAAUGGAAAGCAGAGAAAUAAUUAUGGCAGCUCUACCAGAAGAGUUUCAUCCAGCAGUCCAAGAGAUUUCAAUAUAUCUGGAGGAAAGUUUUGGCAACUCAACAAGAAUUGACUAUGGCACUGGACAUGAGCUGGCAUUCGUCAUGUUCCUUAGCUGCGUAUUUAAGAUAGGAGCCCUCAAGCAAGAGGAUUCAGUCGCAGUUGUCACAAAAAUAUUCAACAGGUACCUUGUGCUGUGUCGUAAGCUGCAGAUGACGUACAAGAUGGAGCCAGCAGGGAGUCAGGGAGUGUGGAGUCUGGAUGACUACCAGUUCAUUCCUUUCAUCUGGGGGUCAUCACAGCUCCAGAUGAACCCCAAAAUUGCCCCAGAAAUGUUUUGCAGUGAAAAGAUCGUUAAUGACAACGCAGAUGAAUACAUGUUCCUUGGUUGUAUCAAAUUUAUAUUAUCGGUGAAAACUGGGCCAUUUGCUGAGCAUUCUAACCAACUAUGGAACAUCAGUGGUGUCCAGUCCUGGACAAAAAUUAAUCAGGGCUUGAUCAAGAUGUACAAGGCAGAGGUGCUACACAAGUAUCCCGUUGUGCAGCAUGUCCUCUUUGGUAGCAUCCUGUCCAUUGCUCCCACUGUGGAGGUGGUGUACCACCCUCCAGGGGCUGACAUGCCUCCUCUAAGUGGCAAAUUUCCAGGAGCACCAUCAUCUUCCAUGUCCUCAAUGCCUGGGCCCAGAAUACCCCCUUUUACUGAUGCAAUGCCCCCAAGCAUUCCUAGUUUUGGUAGAAUGCAACAGGAUUUACCUCUGAAGGAAGGUUUGUCCACAAUACCUACUAUUGGCAAGAUGCCUCAAGGCUUAAUGGACACUACAUCAAACACCAAUUCAAUAGCUGCCAGCAGAGCCACAACUGCCUCAUGUGCUGAUGAAAGGCACCCAGCCAUGUCUCCACUCAACCCAUUAUCUUCUAGUGGCUUUACAAAAUGCAACAUUACCUCAGAAAAUACAAAUGAAAGUACAAAAUAGGCAGCCUUAUAAAUAUAUAUAUAUAUAUAUAUAUAUAUAUAUAUAUAUAUAUAUAUAUAUAUAUAUAUAUAUAUAUAUAUAUAUAUAUAUAUAUAUAUACACAUACAUACAUACACAGUAGAGCCCCACUUAGUGCGAACCGCAAUAAGCUCGAGCCACCAUCUACCAAGAAAAUAAUUAAUUAGCGCAAAAGCCUCAGUUAGUGCGAGCAGCCACCACGACUUGGCAUCUUGGCGGCUUGUGCCACCAAGAUGUGCAGCACAAGCCGCCAUGAUGCACGGCAUAAGCCGCCAUGAUGCACGGCACAAGCCACCAUGAUGCACGGCACGAGCCGCCAUGAUGCAUGGCACAAGCCGCCAUGAUACACAGCACAAGCCGCCAUGAUGCGCGGCACAAGCCCUUACUUUAGCAGACGAUGCCAUGUUGAUACAGGUAAAGUGCUUUGUUUACGUUGUGGAUGUGGAUACGAGCAACUGACCUUGGCCGUGUGUGAUGCACACCCGGAAAAUUUGGAGUUGCCGGUUGUCCAAGUGUGAUACUGCCUUAAGGCAGCGAGGCCACUGACCAGAUGAGCGCCGGCGAUGACGUCAUCGGACUCCCAGCGAAUCACAAGCAUGUUUUCAGAGCUCAGCCAAUCAUAGGGUUUUUUUUUUUAAUGCGAGUGAUUAUCAAACCCAAAAGUCAGACCCACGUGUGCACCAAAUAAUUUUUUUCAUAUUGGUUACUUUAUUCAAUUAGCGCGAAUUCAGUUAGUGCAACCGCUUUCAUUCACCUAAUUCUCGCGCUAAAUGGGGCUCUAAUGUAUGUAUGUAUGUAUGUAUGUAUGUGUAUAUAUAUAUAUAUAUAUAUAUAUAUAUAUAUAUAUAUAUAUAUAUAUAUAUAUAUAUAUAUAUAUAUAUAUAUAUAUAUAUUUCACAUGGGUAUUUCAUCUUUUAUGUCAUACAUUUCAUCUUUCACAUAUUUGGUAAUGCAGAACUGCAUGGAAAACUUGCAUGUUCAUCAAAUGCACGCUGGGGUGAUUUUUGUUAUAGGAAAUAUUUCUAUCCUUGCUAAAUAGGUUUAUAUCUUUAUCAGUUAUGUAUGAAGACAUUGGGUUUUCACUACGAAUAUUUUACAAGGUCACAGAGGAGAUUAGUCAAGUCCUCAUAUUAUAUUUUUAUGUUCAGUGUACAGAGAUCUUUUAAAACUACCAUGAGGCUCAUAACACCACCCGUGAAAAUCCAAACAUCCUCUACAAGAGCCUUUUCAAACCGGUGUACUUAGAUGCCAAAUCGUUUGUGAAUACAGGCAUAAGAAGCUUACUGUAAUGAUGAAUAAGGCAGAGUGGAGGAUGGAGAGGACAUGGUGUGGAAGAGGUGAAACUAUACCAAUCCAUCUAUUUUAUUAAGGCACUGUAGGUGGGGUUAGGUAAGACCAAAAAAAUGCAGUUAUGUAUUGCCAAAUCUUUAAUUCCCAACAAUAAUUUUAUUUUUGUCUGAAAAUUACUUCUAAAUUAAUUUAAAAUACACUGUAUAUAGAUUUAAUUCUAUAAAGAGCUGUAUAGAUUUUAUGAAUUGUUUGUUUUUUGAGGAUAAUCAGUGACUGUAUAAAUUCCAUAACACUGUGCAACAUUUUUGCAAUGUUGCCAAGUGGAGUUACUUAAGCUCAGACCGGGUCACCAUCCCGCCAUGGAAACUUACCCUAUGACAUGUAUGUGGCAACUUUGUUAACCGACAGAGACCCAAGGGAGUCACACCUCAAGUGCCUUCAUAAAGUGGAUGGCCUAUAGAAGGGCUGUGAGGAUAAAACCUAAGUGAAAGAAGCUUGUUUUACUAAAUGUGUGAACUUUGUUACUUUCCUAAUAAGCUCUAAAUUCUCUAAUUAACUGUUCUUUUGUUGGGUUGUGAGACAUCACAUGAUAUCAAGAUCUGGGGAAAGUGUUUUGAUGUCUCCCAGAUCAUCAAAACACUUGUUCACUGGAUUGAUUAUUGCAAUAUCUUAUAUUUCAUGCUUAAACCCUUUUUUUGCUUGGUGUGGUGAAUAGGAUAAAAUGAUGGUGAUGACAUGA